UUCUGGCUGAAACCGAAACUCGACACAGUCUGUCAUCCGUUGCGUCAUUUCCGCUCCAAGGGAGCUCGUUUGUUAAGGCCUGGUGCCUGGUGGCCUGGUUGUAGAAGUUGUAGUAGUUGUGUAGUUUUACCUGUUUUAUAGCCCUAUGACUGUUGCGCUUCACCUCUACCACUGUACCUAUAUGCCUAUACCUUAUCCUACGCUUAUCCUAGGCCAGCUGUGAUAACAGUCGAGUGGUCGGGUCGUCAGGUAGUCUUCCGUUCGAAGCCCAUUCGCCUGUCUGUCGUUAUCUGAAGCGCCCUCGGUUGUUAGUUGCAAGCUGAUUUCGGGGCCUAUUAAAUGAACCACGUCCAGGCUGUUAGGCAUUUCUGUAGUUCUGAUUGAGGUGGACUCAUUCUCCAAUCAUGACCCCAAUGCUAUCGGAAAUCGUUGUUGGCACCAUCGAUAGGCACCGGGAAAAGCUCAACCGUGUCAGCCAAACAAUUUGGAAGAAUCCGGAGCUCUACUAUCGGGAAGUGAAGGCUCACGAUUAUCUCUCCCAAGCUCUCGAGGAUGAAGGAUUUCAGGUGCAGCGCAACUAUCACCUCAACACUGCCUUCAGGGCCGAAUUCUCAAACGGAGCGGGUGGUCCCGUGAUUUGCGUCAUAUGCGAAUACGAUGCGCUGCCUGUAAUUGGCCAUGCGUGCGGGCACAACUUAAUAGCUGAAGCGGGAUUUGCCGCUGGAGUUGCCGUCAAAGAAGCGUUGCGGUCCGAUCCGAAGCUCUUGGGAAAGAUUAUAGUCCUUGGAACCCCAGCUGAAGAAAGUGGGGGUGGAAAAGUAGACCUGAUCAAGGCAGGUGCAUUUGAGGACAUAGAUGUGGCAAUGAUGGUUCACCCAAGCAGAAGCAAUGAACUUGUUCCAUUGUUCAUUGGAGUUGGCCACUUGACAGUCGAGUACUACGGAAAAGCAGCCCACUCCUCCGGUGCUCCCUGGGAAGGCACCAAUGCUCUGGACGCUGCAGUCACGUGCUACAAUGGCCUGUCCUACUUGCGCCAACACAUCAAGCCAAACUGCAGAGUGGGAGCCAUAAUUACGGAUGGAGGAGCAGCUCCAAACAUCAUUCCGGAACAUUCUGCCAUGGACAUUUUGUACCGGGCCCCUACUGUGGCCAUCAUGGAAGAGCUGCGCAAGAAGGUGAUGUCGUGCGUCAGUGCGGGGGCUGAAGCAACAGGCUGUACGAUGGCGAUUACCCGGUCAUUCAGCUUUAAGCCCGUGGUCACCAACUCCGUCCUGGCUGGGCUUUACAAGAAGCACGCCGAGCGACUUGGUGUCGUGUUUGACGAUGGCAACCCGGAGGCAACGCUGUUUGUGGCCUCCUCGGACAUGGGCAGUCUGUGCCACACGGUGCCCAGCAUACACCCCAUCUACCGGAUCGCCUCGGCGGGGCCCAAUCACACGCAAGAGUUUACAGACGCAGCUGGCCACCCUGGAGCACAGGAACCAACACUGGUAGCUGCCAAAGCCAUGGCUCUGACAUGUCUGGACCUGCUGCUUCAGCCAAAACAGCUUGUGCCUCAGGCUAAAGCAGCCUUUGCCGCUGACAUGGAGCGCUCUCAUAAAAGUUAGUGCCUGCUCUUAGCUUCGGUGCCCUAAAAAUGGGACCCGAUUCAUUGUUUUGCUGCAAUACUGGGCUUUCAAUGGUUUUAUGGUGCUGACGUUGUGUUUGCAGAGUUUAGACGGUGAGGGACACCACGAUGGGAGCUCGACACAAAGAGGGGAUAAUAUAUGCAGCAACUAUCUAUAUGCUACUUUUCAAUCACAUGCUUUUAUGUUGGAUUUGGCAUGUCCCAUUAUCAAAAAAAAAUGAUGGAACUAAUUUUGGGGGUUUAGACUAUGAGUAUUCAUUGCAUUUGGCGGGAGUUGAUGGCCCGAGGGCACCACAGUAUUUCGUGCCUUGGUAGACUUCCAGUAAUAUAUUUAUUUGUUCUUCCACAAUGCAUGCAUGCAUGCAUAGAGAUCAGUACAAACCUGUGUGCACAUGCACCUGACAAGAACAAAACGCAAAACUUCUGUGUACGCUCGUGUUCUGACCCGUCAAGAGUGUUCAAAGGGUUUACUAUGGUUAAUUGAAUGCCAUUUCAUCGAAGCACGUUUCAGAAAAUGGGCAUGUUUUAUCGAAGCACGGUUUAGAGGAAGCAGUGCCCCAGUUUAGAGAAACGCCGUUUAUCGAAAAGGGGACGCUUUUUAAAAAAAGGCUUUCCUACUUCUCGCUGUCUGCGGCGGCUCAUCACAAAAAUGUUAACUCGCCUGAUUUACCCGUACAAGCCGCUUCGCGUCGGCCGAAUUCGCUAAAAGGAGGCUCAUCGCCAUUUUCUUUAAACUGGGUUCUCUAUAAAGGCAUUCGAUAAACCGGGGGUCGGUAAAACGCAAGCUUUUCUAAACCGCAUGCCUCCGGUGUUCAACAACAUGCUUUUUGAUGCAGAGGCAUCCAAUAAAAAAGGAAUGAUUAUGGUAUACAUGCAUUUAGAGGUAUGUAAAGAGAGAGAGUUUACCUUGAUUUAUAAUUGCCAAGGGCAUUUUGCUCGGCUCAAAUCAACUAUGCAAACCCCCUGUUGUUUUUUUUUAAACUAAUGUUGCAUCCACGCCACUGAGUAGCACACGUGCACUAGAAAGAGUGAUGUCUGCUGUAUGUCAGUUGGACAAGUUCCUUUCUAGGUUAUUCCCAGUUGCGGAGUCCCAUGAAUUGUAAUUGCAACAUGACAAUUAAACCUGUUUGUUGAUC
Molecule: messenger RNA, 2763 nt
Organism: Ixodes scapularis (black-legged tick)
Lineage: Eukaryota; Metazoa; Arthropoda; Arachnida; Ixodida; Ixodidae
Product: peptidase M20 domain-containing protein 2
Exons: 6
Coding region: 405-1607 (400 amino acids)
Molecular function (GO): dipeptidase activity
Source: RefSeq, a predicted model, not a curated record